Molecule: messenger RNA, 1589 nt
Organism: Anopheles aquasalis
Lineage: Eukaryota; Metazoa; Arthropoda; Insecta; Diptera; Culicidae
Molecular function (GO): lipid binding
Source: RefSeq, a predicted model, not a curated record
ACCGAUUCGCGCGGACAGUGCCGAAGUGAUCGUUAAAGGCAGCAGCAGCAUGCUAUAGAACCCGCGUCCCAUCCACCUCCUUGGGACAAUAAUCUUUCUAUUUUUUUGUUACUUUUGUCCAAAGAGACUUUCUGUAGUGUGGUAUUCCUGUGUGCGUAUGUGUGUGGAGGCGUAUUUGUGAAGAGAGUUUACGAUGGCGAAGCCGUUGAUUGUACUAUUGUUGUUCAAUUUGGUGUUACUUAUCAGCAGCGUUGCUGGUGUCGCAAAAAGCGUCGGCGAUCGUGCGCGGAAACAGGCGGUGGGUGAAACGCUACUGUCCGAGCAACUGUUCGAGAUCAUCAAGCUGUACCAGACCGAGGAUCCGGUGGGGUUACCGGGCGCCACCAUACCGGAUCCGAUGCGCAUCCCGGACAUCCGCCAAUCGGUCUCGAUCGCCACGAUCUACAUGACCAAGAUGGAGGUGUACGGUAUGUCCAAGUUCCGCAUCCGAUACUUCCACACCGAGCUGAACAGCAUGGCGGUGCAGUCACAGAUUGCGAUCGAGAAUAUCGAGGUGAAAGGGAACUACACGAUGAAUGCGCUGUUCAACCGGGCCGAUGGUCCGUUCACCGUGAACAUGAAGAACGUGCUAACGAAGGCCAACGUGUCGCUGGCGGUCAAUCGCGAGGGACAGCUGCAUACGGACAACAUCGAGCUGGACAUUGCGUUCGAGGAUAUGGCGAUGGACUUCCAGAAUCUCGGAUUCAUGGGUAGCAUCUUUCAGAGUGUGGUCAAUUCGGCCUCCAACAUGGUGUACGACACGAUCAAGCCGUACAUGUUGUCCGAGGCGUACAAGAAGAUCCGCGAGGAGGUGGACGCACGAAUUCAGAACGUGACGCUCGAGAAUAAUUUCAUCUUGCCGAAUUCGAUCACCCCGCUGGACAUGGCGAUCGGUGAGGUUCGUAUUUUGGUCCGCAACAAGGGCUUCGAUCCGUUCCUGGUGCCCGACUACAACAAUACGGCCGGCAUCUUCGGUAUGCGGACCAUGCACACCUGGCUGAAGGGUGGCUCUAGCUUCUACCGGUACGGUGAUAUCUCGGUGACGAUGGAGCACAAUACGGCCACCGUCGGGAUGCAUGUGGCCACACAGCGCAUUACCGGUUCGACGCACUGGGAGGUCUCGGUCGGGCGCGGUCUUCUAUCGCGGGUGGGCCGGGCGCAGUUUACGGUCGAGUACAUCCGAGUGGCGAUCCAGAUCGCACAACCACUCGAUCUGCGCAAAAAGCUACAACUGAAGGACAUCCAACUGGAGCUGGGUAACAUCCAGGUACGGUGCGACGGUGCCGGAACGCUCGAUUACCUUGUCGAAGCGCUCGUCAACGUGCUGCCGAACCUGCUGCGCUACCAGAUUAUGGACGCGAUCGAGAACCCGCUCCGGAUGCGUAUCCAGGAGAAGCUGGAUUGCAUCAAUACGGAGCAGUUGGUGAAGAAGUACGCACGCGAGAUCGAGCAGCACGGCAUCGAUCUGGACCUGCAGGACUUUGAACUGUGCCACGCGUGAACGGGAAAUGCUUUCCGGUGCGUUUUGUUAUAAUAAAAGAAGUCUCCAA